This is a messenger RNA of Seminavis robusta, 672 nucleotides long. NCBI's taxonomy places the organism in Eukaryota, Bacillariophyta, Bacillariophyceae, Naviculales, Naviculaceae. The record is from the annotation of a GenBank genome assembly.
AUGCACAUGACAGACGACAUCAAAGAGCUCACCGGGAUGACCAACUCCAACGGACAACAAGCGCCACUGUCGCUCUACGGAAAGGAAGCAGAAGAAGCAGGGUUGUGGGCCAUCUCACUCAAAACUGUGGUCCAUAUGGUAGUUAAUUCAUGCAACCAUGAGUGUCUCGAUAUGCUGCAAGACUUCAAGAGCGCAGGAGGAUACGACGUUAUGCGCUAUGCCGUGUUGAAUGGCACAUCCAAACACGGUAAAGAAUUGAUUGCCUUAAUUCCGCUCUUGACUUGCUGCUCGACGGACCUUCAGGAUGAAACCACUGGCAGUGGGUCUAAACUUGCCACAAAUCAACAAGCGUUCGAGGUUGUCGAAGACCUCAUGCUCAAGUACAAUCCGUUGGUCAGAGCCUACAAAGACGAACACAAUGGUCAGAAACCAGAUUUUUCCAGAGAAGGCGCCAUGCAAUAUCUGGUAAACUUCUCACUAAAGACAGCUGCAAAAGUUCGUUUCACGAAUGGAUCGACAUCAGAAGAGUCAAGAGCACAGUACGACAUUGAAUCCGAGUUGCUCGAUUGCACGCUCCAGUUGUACUCUAGUCACCCCAACAACUACGACAUUCUCGAGAGGAAAUACAACGUGUCUCUCUCUCUUUUUGAUCGCGUAUCCAACAUUCGAUGA